CAAGCUUCGUCCAAAAUGAAGACGAGCCUUCAAACAAAAGGGGGAACCGUCGAGGCGCAAUUCGUUUACGUUUUCGUCCUCGGUAUCUUAUUCACCGGCGUGAAGGACCGGUUGCGCUCGCAGGUGAUGUCGUCAGCGGUGGACAGCAGGCGGCUGAAGAGCAGAGGACUGUGGGAAGUGUACAGCGGCGUGGUGUUAUUGGUGGCUCUGUUGUUCAGAGCUCAUAAUUUGCCCACGCUGGCCUGCUGUCUGCUCAUCCAGACAAUCAUGGCUCAGUUCAUCUGGAAGAAGCUCCACUACGAUGCCGCCCAGACCACCAUCAUGCACUACUGGUUCGGCCAGGCUUUCUUCUACUUUCAGGGAAACUCUAAUAACAUCGGGACCGUGGACAUCUCUGUGGGUUUUGUGGGUCUGGAUAGUUACGUAGAAGCGCCUGCCAUUUUCCUGACGGCGCUGAGCACCUACGCAGGACCGCUGCUCUGGGCCUGUCAUCUGCUGUGUUUCCUCAGCUCACAGAGAGACAGGGCUGGAAUGGGUCUCGGUCAUGGCAGCUACUGCUUUGCACUCCUGCGGUCCAUCCCGGCUGUGUUUUACGUGGUCCUGGUCACCUCGCUCCGAUACCACCUUUUCAUCUGGAGCGUGUUUUCUCCGAAACUCUUGUACGAGGCCAUGCACACACUCAUCACCGCCGCUGUGUGUCUUUUUUUUACCUUUAUGGAUCAGGAACGCUCGGCCAGACCGUGAACACAGAGCCAGAACCAGAACCAAAGCCAAACUCAGGUAAAGAACAAACGGUGCAGUUGAGUUUUGUGCACCAAAAGGAGAAAUAAAUUGAGAGAAAAAGCAAUGGGAGAAGGUUUUAGGUUAUUCUACUAGUGUGAAUGAGGUCAACGUUGAGAAUUCAGAGCUUACAUGGAGAUUUGGCUCACUCUAUUGACUUUCACUCAUUUGUGUGUAUGCGAUUUAAAUUAUUUUUGUAUUAUUUUGGGAGGUCAUUGUUAGUGCAGAUAACAUAUGGCCAGACUUGUGUGCAUACAUAUGAUAAUCCCUCUCAUUCUCUAUGCAGUUUUCUUUCUAAAGCUUUACAGAUAAUGGAGAGUAUAAUUCUUUUUGUAUCUUUCAAUUUCCGUUCCUGACCGUUGCUUCACCUCUAGAAUAAUAUGAGAUAAGUUACAUCAUUAAUAACUCUCCCCUCACUGAGAUCACAGCAGAUGUGCGCUCCUGAUGCUCUUGAAAGCUUUAAGGGAUCUUAAAAGUCUUUUAAAUCAUAUCUAAACACAGCUACCUGUGACGUUUUUGUUUAAUCAGCCUGUUGGAAAUGUGAAUUGUAAGCUGAUUAAUGUUAGUAAGUGUUUUUUCUUUAUCUCAGCGCUAAGAUCUGGUUAAUAAUAAAAUAAACCCUUUUCUGAUUGAGAG
Carassius auratus (goldfish) is the source of this 1416-nucleotide messenger RNA. Its product is annotated as GPI ethanolamine phosphate transferase 2-like. The transcript is spliced from 4 exons. Lineage: Eukaryota; Metazoa; Chordata; Actinopteri; Cypriniformes; Cyprinidae. Gene Ontology annotation, biological process: GPI anchor biosynthetic process. The record is from RefSeq and is a predicted model, not a curated record. Gene Ontology annotation, cellular component: endoplasmic reticulum membrane. Bases 16 to 744 code for a protein of 242 amino acids.